AUGUCUGACCUGGUUGCCUCCGAAUAUACUCCGCUGGAGGUGCCUCUUCCUCCAGGCCCGGAUACGUCGUUCUUUUCCGAGACGCAAUGGACGACACUCUUUGCAUUGGCAGAUGCUAUAAUCCCGUCAAUUCGGACGGCUGCUACCGUCAGAUCAUCAACCGACAAGGUCAUUUCAACCGCAGAAUGGGACUCGGCCGUGACCAAGCUGUCCUCGUUGAUCCCCGGCCCUGAAGCCGUAAAGGUCGCGGCCAUCUACUUGGAAGAAGAUGUCUCGUCGAAUCCUCUCUUCCGUGCAUACGUGGAGCGCAUUUUCGGGCAUUAUGUACACGAGGAAGGAAAGAGUGGCUUUGGGUUGAUUAUGAAUGCUCUCAAGUAUGGAUUUUCCUUUUAG
This is a messenger RNA of Penicillium daleae, 393 nucleotides long. RefSeq lists its product as uncharacterized. Lineage: Eukaryota; Fungi; Ascomycota; Eurotiomycetes; Eurotiales; Aspergillaceae. The transcript has a single exon. Bases 1 to 393 code for a protein of 130 amino acids. The record is from RefSeq and is a predicted model, not a curated record.